AUGGCACAGGAUGAUCUGCAGGCGGCAAUAAAUAAAACUACAGUGGAUAUUUUAAGCGGCUACACCGGUGCUUACUCAUUCGCCAACAGCUUAGACUCAAAUCUUGAUAACGGAAAUAUGGUACCAAAUGUGUAUGACAUGAGUCUUGUUUCUAAUAAAACAGAUAUGGCUAUGGUCAAUUCGUCGCUAUCUGAAUCGAUGACAGAGAACAUGACAUGGGAUACAAUGCCAGUAGGUGAAGCUAUUGUGUCUUCCUCUUUGCAAGGAUUUUUCAUAUUUACAACAGUGUUCGGAAACAUCCUCGUUGUGAUGUCUGUAUUCACGUACAAGCCUUUACGAAACGUCCAGAACUUUCUUAUAGUCAGCCUCGCUUGCGCUGACAUGUGUGUGGCGACCUUGGUUAUGCCAUUCAACGUGGUCUAUAACAUGUUAGGCUAUUGGACAUUCGGGAUGGUAUUCUGUCAGCUUUGGCUUACGAUGGACGUGUUGUGCUGCACGGCAUCUAUUUUGAACUUAUGCGCAAUAGGCCUGGACCGUUACUGGGCUAUUCAUGAUCCAAUAAAUUAUGCACAAAAACGGACACUAGGAAGGGUUAUGUUUAUGAUCUUGAUGGUGUGGGGACUAAGUGGUAUGAUCGCCAUCCCCCCGCUUGUUGGCUGGAAUAAUUGGCCAGACGUGCAAAAUGAACGAAUGAUGAUCUGUGCCCUUACAGAUGAAAAGGGAUAUGUUAUCUACUCUGCAUCUGGAUCGUUCUUCGUUCCUUUAUUCAUAUUGUCUAUUGUAUAUCUAAAAAUAUUUCUCGCUACACGCGAGCGGCUGCGAAAGCGAGCAAUGGCUGGUGCUGCCAUGAAAAUCACAGCGGCCAGUAUAGUAAACAAUCACAACACUGAAUGCAGCUCCUCUGAAAGCCCAGAGGAGACAAAAGACACACACGUUAUUGCGGAUGAUAACAGCACCGCGUUAUGUAUAAAUAAACGCAAAUAUGAACACCUUAAGGACAGUCCUAACAGGUGUCAUAAUGGGUCAACCCAAAAACUGAAUCCUAAGCAAUCGCCAAAAACCUUUCCCCAAAAGUCGAAUUUACAAAUACACAAAUUCUUGGAAGAAAGGGCAAAAAUAUCUCUAUCCAAAGAAAGACGUGCAGCUAGGACACUAGGCUUCAUAGGCCUCUGUCGCUUUGCGUAA
This is a messenger RNA of Owenia fusiformis, 1185 nucleotides long. The record is from the annotation of a GenBank genome assembly. NCBI's taxonomy places the organism in Eukaryota, Metazoa, Annelida, Polychaeta, Sabellida, Oweniidae.